This is a messenger RNA of Histoplasma mississippiense, 1734 nucleotides long. RefSeq lists its product with no specific name. The record is from RefSeq and is a predicted model, not a curated record. Gene Ontology annotation, molecular function: ATP binding; ATP hydrolysis activity. The transcript has 5 exons. NCBI's taxonomy places the organism in Eukaryota, Fungi, Ascomycota, Eurotiomycetes, Onygenales, Ajellomycetaceae. Bases 1 to 1734 code for a protein of 577 amino acids.
AUGAACCUCAAUGGCAAGGGCCCUGCCACUCCCCGGCUGGCCCAAACGCCUCCAUGCACCCCUAUCGAUGAAAGUCCCCAGCAUUGUGUUAUUCAAUCGCCCGUCACAUGGAAGGAAUUGAAAGGUCUUCUUGUAGAAGUCAUUCACGUACUCAGGGAAGCGAAACCCAACACCUCCACAGACCCAGUCACACGGGAAGAGCUUAAGGACCAUCUGGCUUUGUUGAUCGACUGCAUCAAGAGGGCCUAUAGAGAGACCACGGAACGUCUCCAAGCGCUUCUCGCGGAGUGUACGAUCACGUACGACCUGCUCUGGGCCCUGUUCAAACCGGGCCAGCCGAUAUGCACAAGCUGCCGAGGAAGCGGCAAACCAAGAUCGCUCAUAUACGAUUCCAGCGAAAACAAGAAGACCAAACAGGGUGUGGAGUACUUCGAGCUGACAGGUCGCUACUUUGACUUCGACGGCGAGGUAUUCGGGGAAGUUGAAAGUAGAGUGAGCAUUUUUAAGUUCCAUGGCGCGGUACCAAUCAGCAAGCUAGCUGCUUUCCCUCUCCAGUACCAUCCGACAAGAGAAGCGAUGGAAAAACAUCUUCGAAAAUGCGGCCAGCGAUUUAUCAAAAUGAUGGCUAGCCAUCAUUGCCAUUACCAGGGCGUUGCUUUCUUCGAGGGCAAGGAUGGCAUCCGUCAACAGACCGUGGACGGAAGAAUCAUGGUUGAUGCUUCCAGGUUUCGGAAAGUCAAUCCAGGUUAUCCGAAACUGCAGGACAGGAUCGCUGUCAUUGACGUGUGGGGUGGUACUGCGACUGAUGACUUUAGAGAGCGUGUCAAGUGCACCGGGAAGUCUCCUGACAAGCUGACAGGAGAUGAGCUCCUUGUUUGCUCGCCAACGGUGCUAGGGUUCAGCUUGGGAAAUAAGUUUUGGGGCGAAUUUGCAAUCGACAAUAUUAGAAAAAUCGACUGGUUGCCGGAAGCUUUUGAUCGCCUAGUGCUUCCUGCGGGAAGGAAGGACAUAGUAAUGGCCCUUGGCGAAAGCCGCAUGGGCGAAGGUAAGGAGGGUCGAUUCGACGACUUCAUCACAAACAAAGGACGCGGACUUAUAGUGCUUCUGUCCGGUCCCCCCGGAGUGGGCAAGACUCUGACUGCAGAAGCCUUAUCUGAACGCUUGCAGAGCCCUCUCUAUUCGAUAUCCGCAGGUCAAUUAUCCUCCGACGCCGCAGUCUUGGACGUUCAACUCGAUCAGGUCUUCACAACGGCCAGUCACUGGAAAGCUCUACUUCUCCUGGAUGAGGCCGAAGUCUUCCUGACACAACGCUCUUCCGAGAUCAUCGACCGAAAUCGUCUCGUGGCCACUUUUCUUCACAAGCUGGAAUAUUUUGAAGGAAUUCUGUUCUUGACGACAAAUCAGCCCGGUGGUCUGGAUGCAGCGAUCCUCAACCGGAUCCAUCUUUCACUGCAAUAUAGUGAUCUGGGUUACGAGGCAAGAAAAAAAAUCUUCGAACAGUUCCUACGGAAAGACUGCGGCUUAAAAGUCAGCCUUGAUGAUCGGCAACUAGCCGCUCUGGCCCAAGUAACCAUCAAUGGACGGCAGAUCAAAAAUACCAUGUCCAUCGCUUGCACGAUAGCAGCAAAAGUUGGCGAACUGAGGUUCGACCAUGUCCGAUCAGCGUUGACCGUGAACGGGUAUAGUGUGCCGGACGUGGGGAUGGCUCACGAGCGCGACGAGUUGUAUGAGUGA